Leguminivora glycinivorella is the source of this 521-nucleotide messenger RNA. RefSeq lists its product as uncharacterized. The transcript has 4 exons. NCBI's taxonomy places the organism in Eukaryota, Metazoa, Arthropoda, Insecta, Lepidoptera, Tortricidae. The record is from RefSeq and is a predicted model, not a curated record. The coding region runs from base 70 to 381 and encodes 103 amino acids.
GCCGAAACCAUCACAACUUCUCUAGCUGUUACAGUUCGUAUUCAAAAUACCUAUAUCAAAUAAUUAAAAAUGUCGAAAUUCAUAAUCCUACUUUUCGUUGUGGCUUUUGUUGCUUGUGCUACCGCGAGCGAUGAUGAUGACGACGACGCCGGUUUCCCGUCGCUCGGAUUAUUUUCCGGCUUAUUUUCAGAUGUGGACAAAACUUUUGACGACUUGAGGAACAUGAAACCGGACGGCCCGAACAGCCAUGUUGAGGGUAAAUCCCAUUAUCAGUCCGAUAGUGAAACCAUUGUAAAUGGGAAGGUGGUAAACAAAGAACAUGAGACCGACGAUAUUAAGAAUAAAGAUGGAGAAGUACAUGAAGAACACAGCAAACAAUAAAACCUCUCGAAAGGAAACCUGGACUUCAAGCAAGAAAUUGAUAUUGUAAUGAAUUAGGAUUUGAAUAUUGUAAUGAAUUAGGAUUAUUAAUUUAUUAUGUUAUUUAAGUAGUUAGUGUAAAUAAUGAAAUUAAAAUAAUC